Molecule: messenger RNA, 3180 nt
Organism: Solanum pennellii
Lineage: Eukaryota; Viridiplantae; Streptophyta; Magnoliopsida; Solanales; Solanaceae
Product: AT-rich interactive domain-containing protein 4
Exons: 16
Coding region: 391-2706 (771 amino acids)
Molecular function (GO): DNA binding
Source: RefSeq, a predicted model, not a curated record
CUGUUGAAUUAACAGUUGAUUUAAUAAUUUAACUCGUUAAUCCCACGAACUUUUAACUUUCGAUAUUCUGUUUACAUAUAAUUUUUUUUUCUCUUUUUACAUUUGAUUAUUAGUUGUAGAUUUUAAAAAGGGUAUUAGGGUUUCUAUUUUGUACUUUAUUUGCCUUUUCAUCUGUGGCUGAAUUAGCUGUUUUUUUACUCUAUUUGGGUUUUCGAUUCGUUCGUGGAUUCGGAGCUAUAAUGGAAAUCGUUGAUGUUCUAUGAUUUCUCUAUCUGGGUUCGCUAAAAGAUUCAGGGUGUAAGAUUAUAGUGGAGUGGAGUUUAGCUGCUGCAGUUAGAUUUUCUUUGUAGGUGUGAAAUAGUUUUAGGAAAGGGAAGCCAGGUUAACGUGAUGUUUCAUUGCCAAGGAGCUUCCAGACAAAGUUGCAGUCUUCUUGCAGUAUUAUGUGGGAGAACUUCUGAAUAUGAUCAGAAGAAAGAUGUACAUGAUGGUAAGCCGAGAUAUUGCUUCCCGGAGAUUGUAUCAUCAGGGCGUUUGGAGGUGCAAGUGUUGAAAAACCCAAGUACCGAUGAAUUUCAUAAAGUUUUAGAUUCAUGGCAGCCAAAUAUUGUAUAUUUGCAAGGAGAACUUCUUUCAAAUGAUGAAGUUGGUUCACUUGUUUGGGGAGGUCUUGAUUUGUCUUCUGCGGAGGCCAUUUCUGGACUUUUUAGUUCCAUGCUGCCAACUGCUGUCUAUUUGGAGCUCCCAAAUGGAGAAAAAUUGGCUGAAGCACUUCAUGCUAAGGGAAUUCCUUAUGUGAUGUACUGGAAGAGUGCAUUUUCCUGCUAUGCAGCAUCCCAUUUUCGACAUGCAUUUUUAUGUGUGGCACAGAGUUCAACUUGUCAUGUUUGGGAUGCUUUCCAACUUGCACAUGCAUCCUUCAGGCUUUACUGUGUACGAAAUAAUUUUGCUCUCUCUGAGAUGAGUCAGAGGGACAGUGAUAAUGUGGGUCCUCACCUGCUUGGUGAUCCUCCAAACAUUGAUGUCCCUCCACCUGAGGCAGGUCCUGAAGAUGAUGAAGAAAGCAAUUCUGAUGCUCUUCCUGCCAUAAAGAUCUAUGAUGAUGAUGUGACCAUGAGGUUUCUUGUCUGUGGAUUGCCAUGCUCAUUGGAUGAAUGCUUGUUGGGAUCUAUAGCCGAUGGCCUGAAUGCCCUCUUAAACAUAGAAAUGCGAGGGAGUAAGCUGCAUAACCGGGUCAGUGCCCUUCCACCUCCUCUUCAGGCUGGUACAUUUUCCCGUGGUGUUGUGACUAUGCGGUGUGAUCUGUCAACCAGUAGUUCUGCUCAUAUUUCACUUCUAGUUUCAGGCAGUGCUCAAACAUGUUUUGAUGAUCUGCUAUUAGAGAAUCACAUAAAAAGUGAAAUCAUUGAAAAUAGUACGCUGGUUCAUGUACUGCCAAGUGAUGAGGAAAAUAGACCACCUAUAUCUGCGCCUCGCAGAUCAAUGUCUGUAGCUUGUGGAUCAGAAGUAUUUGAAGUUUGCAUGAAGGUUCCGAUGUGGGCUUCACAGGUUUUGAGACAAUUGGCUCCUGAUGUUUCAUAUCGUAGUUUAGUUGCACUUGGCAUUGCUAGCAUUCAGGGACUAGCUGUAGCUUCUUUUGAAAAAGAUGAUGCUCAACGACUUCUUUUCUUCUGCACAAAGCAAGGGAAGGAUGGGUUUUUUGGUAAUUUUAAGAUAGGCAAUCCUCCAGCAUGGUUAAGACCGCCUGCUCCUAGUAGAAAGAGGUCUGAUUUUUAUCAGGGAGCGAGUUAUAUUUGCCAAAAUGGGUUAACACCUGGAAAUCAUGUGGCUGUGAAAGAAGAGAAAGAAAGUCGAUUAGGGAAUGGUGUUGCAACACCUCUGGUGACUGCUAGACAAAAACUCAAAGUUGCUGCUAUGAGGCCCAUUCCUCAUGUCCGUCACCAGAAAAUGCUACCCUUUUCACGAAUUUCGGAGCUGGAUAGCCUUGAUGGGAACCAGGUGAAAACAAAUCUGCCCAUCAUUCCUUCUUCAACUAAGGGUAGCAAUGUUGGAGUAACUCCGGCCACCCAUCGAAAAUCAGCAUCAAGCUCACAUCAGGCUAAGCAAAUUAUAUCCUUGAAUCCUCUUCCACUGAAGAAACAUGGUUGUGGGCGAAGCCCAAUACAUGUGUGUUCUGAGGAGGAAUUUCUGAAAGAUGUAAUGCAGUUUUUAAUUCUUCGUGGGCAUACUCGUCUCAUUCCUCAAGGUGGCAUUGCUGAGUUUCCAGACGCUAUUCUCAAUGCCAAACGCCUUGACCUCUUUAACUUGUAUAGGGAGGUGGUUUCAAGGGGUGGGUUUCAUGUUGGCAACGGCAUCAAUUGGAAAGGGCAAGUUUUCUCAAAGAUGCGAAAUCACACAGUAACCAAUAGGAUGACUGGUGUUGGGAAUACACUUAAAAGACAUUAUGAAACUUACCUUUUGGAGUAUGAAUUGGCUCAUGAUGAUGUUGAUGGAGAGUGCUGCUUGUUAUGUAACAGUAGUGCUGCUGGAGAUUGGGUUAACUGUGGGAUUUGUGGUGAGUGGGCACAUUUUGGCUGUGAUAGAAGACCAGGUCUCGGCGCCUUCAAGGACUAUGCAAAGACAGAUGGACUGGAAUACAUAUGUCCGCAAUGCAGCGUGACUAAUUUUAAAAAGAAGGUGCUGAGAACAGCAAACGGAUAUUCCUGAACCUAAGCUUAAUGACUUCAACAACAGCAAUCCCAAUUGAUUAUAUACAUGUAUUCUCUUAGAACAUCAACUGUGUUUUUGCAGAGAAAUUAGUUAAAGCUUGUAUUACUUUGGGCAUUAACUUCUUGUGUUUGUUCUGGACAAACAGAGGAAGACGCGGAGGCGUAUAUUGAACAGAAGUGAAAAGGCGUUGGAAGGCGCCAGGCGGUGACUAGGAGUGGUGCCACUCUCAUUAGGAGGAAGAAUUGUAGAGAUAGGGAAAGGGUUGAGACUGCAGGCAGGCAGGCAGGCUCAUGGCAAGUCUUUGUAAUAUAUAUAAUCCUCUGUUGAGGAUGUGAUAUUUUGUAGCUUGGUUGGUGGAAUUCAUAUUUCUGAAAUUUCACACAUCUUUUUUUUUUUUUUUGUCUUCUUUUCUGUCCACCUUGAAUUUUCUUCUACUUUAUUUUUCUAGUCUGCGAGCCGGGAAUUUUAGUA